This is a messenger RNA of Cladocopium goreaui, 2106 nucleotides long. The record is from the annotation of a GenBank genome assembly. NCBI's taxonomy places the organism in Eukaryota, Dinophyceae, Suessiales, Symbiodiniaceae.
GCUUGACAAGGGCCUGUAUGGAGCGGCCCUCUUGAUACCUCAGCUUGCACGUUCAGCAGGCUACCCGAAGAAUCUGCUGAUUCUUUGUCUCAGAAGCUACAUCUUCUUGGUGGUGAAUUAUGUUUGCCAAGUCCUGGUUUUAUACAUGAUUGCCAAAGAAGAACUCAUCUGGGAUGCCUUUGCUGGUCAGAUGUUCCUUUGCGAUUUCGGAAGAAAUGCAGGUGAUUGUCCCAACGGGCCGGACUGCGUAGGCCCAGGAGGCACCAUCUACGAACCCGCCCGAGUGUACAGUUGGGGCAUCUGGUCCACUCGCGUCUUCGUGCGGGAUGCAUUGCUGGCAAUCUUCCCAGAGAAGACCGAGGACAUUCACAAGUUUGUAGACCCUGGCGAGUAUGGUCUGGAGAGCUACUGGUGUCGCUGGCUUUGCUGUGCUCUCUUCACCGCCACCUUGCUGGGUGACUUAGUGGGAAGCCGCUUGACCGAAAGAGGGUCAGGGCCCCGGCUGGACGGCGAUGCUCUCAGGAUAUUCUGGGACAUCCCAAACAAGGCAGAGUGUUGGCUGGACUAUGAAGUCCCUGAGUGGGCAGAGAAGGAGCAUGCCAAAGCGAUUCACAACUGGUCGGAAGUGGAUCUUUGCAAACUGAAGAUUGCCGGAAUGCCCCUUCACUGGAAGCUCAUCAAUUUGUUUGUCAUUGUGCUUCCCAAGUUGGGUAUAUGGAUCCUGACCGCGCAGUCGGGCAUCACCUUUCUGAUGGAAACUUCAGCGAUUGAUGACAUUGUGGUCAAUUCAGUGGCCCUGGCGUUCAUCUUGCAGAUUGAUGAGUUGUUAUGCAGUGAACUCAUGUCGGACACCACCAAGACCCUCUUGGAAAUGGUGGAAGACUAUGAAUUGCAGGGCUUUGAAGAGGCCAAUAGGGUGGAAGACAUGAGAGACGAAGAUGUGUUGCAGGAGUACGAGUCGCACUUGGACACGCACUGGUCCUUCCUGGAGAUCAUUUUCCUGAUCCCCUACAAGCUGGUGGUGGUGCUCUUGUUCACCGUGUUGUUCGUCGAAAUGUACUACUUCACACAUUGCAUCAAGAGUGAGGAUGGCGGUUGGGUUUCGAGAGAAAUGCGCUAUCCCUUGAGUACCCACUUCAGUUUCCUUUGUGCAUUCUUCAGCCCCUUCUUGAAGCUUCUUGGGCAGCAGAAGAGUUUUAUUUAUUUGGCACUACUUCUGGGUUACACCAGAAAUGCCUUCAAACCACCGGAUCAGGAAGCAGCAAAACCAGCUGGCAAACUUCCAGUCUGGUUUACCAGCCUUUUCUUGAGCGCAGGGGAGUAUUAUCACAAUCCUUCCACGGGCGUGUCGAUUUGGGAGAAUCCGACCCACUGCACCACGUUCAUCCUCUCGGUGGCGGAGCAGCUCCAGGAAUCGGACGCCUUUCCCCAGAGUCUUUGGAAGGCACGUCGUCGCGAGGAUGGUCGGCUUCCAAAACGCAUGGGAAAGGCCAUGGAAGACCCCUGGACGUCGCUGGACAAGCUGGAAGCCAUGAGUGGUCCAAGUGGUGCUACCCAGGACAUGGAUAUCGAAGCUUUCCUUGGAUCCCUGGCUCAGGCGCCCACGAGUGACCCCACGUCGCCUAGUGGUAGCGGCCCAGUACAGCUGGUAGCGACGAGUCCAAAGGCUCCGCGCUUGAAAGACGUGCGCAGCUGGCAGCCCCAAGUGCCCAGGUUCGAUGCAGGGAAACUUUCGGCCGAGGUGAGUUCCACCUCAAGAUCGCCUCUGAAGAAGAGGGAUGUUCCAUUCAGGCCGGAGGCCCAGGGCUCUUCAGAGGCGAAGGUUGGAGAUGUUCGCGGAUGGUCGCCUGCUCCAGUGAGGUUUGACGGCAAUUUGGGGGAGAUGACGUCUCCGACCAGGGAGGGACAGCUACGCACUUCUGCCGAGGUUGGCGGUCAAGCUGAGGCAGAAGCUGCCCCAGUGCCACCACAGGUGGAUGAGCUUCGGGUGUCAGCGCCUGACCCAGAGGAGGCCGUGGCGGCCCCCAUGCCGCCCUGAUGUCGGCCCAUCCGAAGGCCCAGCCACCCAGUCGACGGCUGAGGUGAUUUUCUGACACGACUUCAGCC